Molecule: messenger RNA, 2243 nt
Organism: Sebastes umbrosus (honeycomb rockfish)
Lineage: Eukaryota; Metazoa; Chordata; Actinopteri; Perciformes; Sebastidae
Product: histone H4 transcription factor-like
Biological process (GO): regulation of transcription by RNA polymerase II; anatomical structure development
Molecular function (GO): RNA polymerase II cis-regulatory region sequence-specific DNA binding; DNA-binding transcription factor activity, RNA polymerase II-specific
Source: RefSeq, a predicted model, not a curated record
ACGAAGAAGACCAACUUCCGGCCCUGACCGGAAAUAAACAACAGCAGACAAGCCCAGAGGAGGGAAGCAGAACUAGCUGAGAUAAGAAGAGCUGCUGGAGCAAAACACAUUCAUACCUCGUUGGUUGUUUAGGUGUUUUGUGUGCAGCAGCUGAGCACACAGUGAUCAUCUCCAUCAUCAUGAUGACGACCAAGAGACUGGACAACUUCGAGGUGGUGUGUGAGUGGGCUUCAUGCAACUACAAGGGCCACACCAUGGAGGAGCUGAGCGACCAUAUGUCAGUGCAUUUAAAGGAUUACCUGGGAGAUAAUGAUGCACUAGAGGAGCUGGAGGAGUAUGCUUGUCUCUGGAAAGGAUGUGUAUUUCUAUCCAUGGGUAGCCCCGCGGAGCUGGAGGUCCACGCUUACUUCCACAACUACCAUGGUAAACUCAAGUUUGUCGGGUCACAGCUGCUUAAGUCCCGUCCCGAUCUGCCCAGCUGCAACCAAGGCUUACACAGCAACAACCUGGUUCCUGAAGGAUCAGACGGAUACGUUUGCCAGUGGGAGCACUGUGAUAGUACAUUUAACAAUCCUGAGUGGUUCUACCGACAUGUGGACAAUCACGUUGAAAGUGCUGAGCCACAGACUCUCCCACAACAACUACAGGCUCUCUUCUGCCACUGGGCAGGCUGCGACGCUUUCUUCAAAAUCAAAUACCGUUUGAGAGAACACAUGCGGAGCCACACUCAGGAGAGACUUGUCGCCUGUCCCACAUGUGGCAGCAUGUUCUCCAGCAACACAAAGCUGUUCGACCACCUACACAGACAGGCCGAGCCAGUAGAGUCGCUGGUAUGUGAACAUUGUGGCAAGGCUUUUUCCAGCGAGAGGCUUUUGAGGGAUCACGUUCGUCAGCAUGUGAAUCAGGUGAAGUGUCCGUUCUGUGACAUGACCUGCACCACUUUGGCAGCUCUGAAGAUCCACAUCAGGUUCCGCCACUGUGAUGAACGGCCCUUCCCAUGUGACUUCUGCGACAAGAGAUUUAAGAACCAGCCCGAUCUGCAAAAGCACACAGAGGUUCACAAUGAGGGCGCUGUGUAUCACUGUACAGUGCAGGGUUGUGAUUAUUCGUGUCACACAUUUCCAACCAUGAGCCACCACUUCAAGAGAGUGCACGAGGUCGGGGGGAUGUCUAAGUAUAAAUGCCAUAUCUGUGAUAAGGUCUUCUCCUGGUGUUACACUCUCACACUUCACCUUCGCAAGAAGCAUGAGCUGAAGUGGCCCUCUGGACAUUCCCGCUUUAGAUACAGGAAGGACGUCGACGGCUUCCUAAAAGUAAACAUGGUGCGCUUUGAGACUGUGGAAGUGACGAAGGAGAUCAUGAAGAACAUGGCCAAAAAGCCGCAGAGCCUUCGGAAAAGUCAGAGGACCAGCGUCCGCAACAAGAGGGCCGCGGUCACGCCGGAGAGCGGCCGGAGCUCUCCCGCGGGAUCCUCCUCGCCCUCCUCCAGCUCCUCCUCCUCGUACUCUUCAGAGCUCUCUGGAGGCGAGGACGUCUCGUCCCAGCCCAGCCCCAGAGGCAGUGACUCUCCCGUCUACUGUGUCAUGAGCACCAUCCCUCACAUUGAGGAGGAGCCUGGAGGAUUAUCUCAGGAGGACUGUGACGGCAGUGGGACAUCUGGAGCGGUCCAGGCCCUGACGGAGGUCGCGAGGGGCCUGGGCAUGGACGUGGUGUGAUUCUUCCUGCACGCUGCACCGCACCGUCAUAUUUGCUCUUGUAGUUGUCAUGCAGUGAAACUGGUUUGCCUCUUGUAGUAUAUUUUGCCGUGGAGCUGCCAGUGGAGACCGGCUAGCCGAAGCUUUCUCGUCAGUGUUUCUAGUGUUGUUACGUUGAGAUGGUUAUCCCCGCACUGGUUUUGAAGACCACGCUUGCAUUAUAGCAGCUUUUAUUAACUCUAAUGCCUCAGCUUGGCUUUGUGACGUCUCCCGCCUGUGGGAUUUCCUGCUAAUCCUGUUAAUAUUUCUGACAAGCUUACAUGAAUGAGAGGAGUUAAAAGCACUACAAAGCUCGUUCUUCUUCUUCUUCUUCUUCUUCUUCCUUGUUGUUCUUUACGUGUUCUUUACACACCGUGUUCCAUUGUAUGUGAUAUUACCAUGAUGUUGUUCGACAGAGGAUUUCAGAAGACAUUAUUUUUUUAUUAUUGUAGCCUUGGAAUGUCACUUAAUUUUAUUGUUGCAAAUUUUGAAUACAUUUUUGAGACUAAA